GUUUUAGGUGGGGUUUGUUUUAAAGAUGGCGGAUAUUAAUGUCAGCUCUUUAGAGAGGGAAAUGGCUUCUGCUUUGGAAGCAGACAGGAGAUAUCAGAGAGAAAAUGACGCCAAAUUUAGAGCCAUUCACCAAAGAGUUGGAACUUAUGAAGAAUUCAGAGAUAUAGUCAAAGCCUCUCAUAUCAAAGCCUUGGAUCGAGAGGAUAUCAUAGGCUCAUCUUGUCAGCAACCUUGGAAUCCAGUGGCAUUAGUGGCCAGUGGUGAGUCACCUGAUGGAGGUGGAUUAGGAGAGUGUCAUCACCCGACCAGCCCACAGGAACUAGCUCGUGAAUGGAGACAGAGAAAAGGAAGAACACUCGAUCAAUACAAAUUACUGAUCAGCCUACCAAAGGAGUCCCUUCCUCAUUUAUUGAGAGCUGAGACAAGUGGUACUCUUAUUGGUGACAUUAUUAAAGUUUUAAAUGAACACUUUGAGGUUAGGGAUGUAGCUCAGAUUGAAGACAUUUUAUCAAACCUUUCGGAGUAUCCUCGUUUUUCACUCUCACUCCUCAUGUUGAGCAAGACAGAAAAAUCAUCACUUCAAGAUUUGUUCUCAAAGCUUCAAGCAACAGUGGAAUCUGACAGUGACAGACUGACACAACUUAAGAAAACUUUUAAAUAAAUUGUUUUUGUAAUUUUUAAGGUAAAAUUAAUGUGAAAUAAUCUA
Messenger RNA from Amphimedon queenslandica, 706 nucleotides. Its product is annotated as coiled-coil domain-containing protein 103-like. NCBI's taxonomy places the organism in Eukaryota, Metazoa, Porifera, Demospongiae, Haplosclerida, Niphatidae. The transcript has 6 exons. Gene Ontology annotation, cellular component: outer dynein arm. Gene Ontology annotation, biological process: inner dynein arm assembly; determination of left/right symmetry; epithelial cilium movement involved in extracellular fluid movement. The record is from RefSeq and is a predicted model, not a curated record. Bases 26 to 661 code for a protein of 211 amino acids.